Symbiodinium natans is the source of this 1077-nucleotide messenger RNA. NCBI's taxonomy places the organism in Eukaryota, Dinophyceae, Suessiales, Symbiodiniaceae. The record is from the annotation of a GenBank genome assembly.
AUGAUCCGGUUGGUGCUCUUCAGCCUCCCAGCCCUGGCAGCGACGCGGUGGAGCCUCGAGGAGGAACAGUCCCUCCUGGCUGGACUGAGCUUCGUGCAGUGCUCGCACUUGCAACAGCGCGGCGCGGCACCGCCCGCAAAGUUCGGCUACGAAUUGUGGGAUGCCCUGUCUCCGUGCAUGUCCUGUCGCUGUUCUGGGACGGAGCAUGGGCAGCAGCUGACCUGGAGCCAAGUGCUCCUUCAAAGCCCUGAACGCCCCGAAUGCGUCUACAACGCCUGCGAGAGGCCCCGGAUGUUCCAGCUCGUCCGCGCGCCGGCCAAUGCCUUUAGCAGCCUUGGGUUCCUAGCAGUGGGCCUCUUCAUCCUUUCCAUGGCCAUCUCGGAUCUCCUCAAGGCCACGACAGGGAAAGAUGGUCCCAUACCAGGGCCCAUGAUCUUCCACGCGCUGGUCUUUGGCGCAGCCGUGGUGGCCGAAGGUCUCGCCUCCUUUGCCUACCACGCCUCCCUGACACGGCAGAUGAAUAUCCUCGACUGGCGGACAAUGAUUGCAAGCUUUGCAGGGCAGGGCUUUGGGAUGGUCGUUGCUGGCCACGCUUUGGCGCGUCAGCCCGUCCGGGGCUGGAUCUGGGCGACUCUCUACCUCGCUUGCACUCUCAGCCUCUUGCUGAGCCUGUGCUUCAAUUGCGGCUGCUUCUGCUCACUGGAAGACGCCUGCCAUAGCCCUGCCGCCUGGUCCAUCACACUGCUGGCUUCUGGGCUGCUUUGCUUUUCGGCUCUCGCGUUCGUGGAGCUGACUACUUGGCAUUGCUUGCAAGAGCUCCGAAACGGCCUCGAGCUCAGUAUUGCCGCUCGCCUAGCUCGCCGACGCAUUCGCUACUUCAUGUGGAGCUCCGUGGCCAUGUGGCUGGUGGGAUACACCUUCAAGGUCUUGGAUGACCACCAAGUCAUGUGCCGGCCCUCGUCCCUUUUCCAGCUCGUGGGGCUCAUGCACGUGCUCACGGCAGCAGCCAUGCUCUUGAACUUCCUAGCCACAAGGACGUGCGUUGAGCUACUGCAGCUGCUAGGAGGCGGAUCUUGA